Molecule: messenger RNA, 853 nt
Organism: Solanum verrucosum
Lineage: Eukaryota; Viridiplantae; Streptophyta; Magnoliopsida; Solanales; Solanaceae
Product: steroid 5-alpha-reductase DET2
Exons: 1
Coding region: 33-824 (263 amino acids)
Biological process (GO): brassinosteroid biosynthetic process
Cellular component (GO): membrane
Molecular function (GO): 3-oxo-5-alpha-steroid 4-dehydrogenase activity
Source: RefSeq, a predicted model, not a curated record
AUGACAAAUAAAUCCAAAUUCGAAAUUCGCAGAUGACAUUCACAAUGUUCUCAGAUCAAGAUCUGUAUCACUACAGCCUCCUCUCUCUCUUCCUCAUCGGACCACCCACCUUCCUCGCCUGUCAAUUCCUCACCGCCCCUUAUGGAAAACACCGCCGCUCCGGUUGGGGACCCACCAUUUCACCACCUUUAGCUUGGUUUCUAAUGGAAAGCCCUACUUUAUGGCUCACACUUAUCCUCUUCCCCUUCGGCAAAAAUCACAACAAUCCAUUAUCAUAUAUCCUCAUUUCUCCUUACCUUUUCCACUACACAAAUCGGACAAUAUUUUACCCUUUAAAACUCUACUUCAACUCAAAGGGUGGGUCGCCGGCGAGUGGUUUUCCCGUGAGUAUUGCGUUUUUGGCUUUUGUGUUUAAUCUGUUGAAUGCUUAUGUACAAGCUAGAUGGGUUUCUCACUAUGCUGAGUAUGAUUCUGAUGAGUGGUUUUGGGUCCGAUUUGCCGGCGGGAUGGUGGUUUUUGCCGGUGGGAUGGCGGUGAAUGUUUGGGCCGAUGAGGUGUUAGUGGGCCUGAAGAGUGAAGGAGGUGGAUAUAAGAUACCGAAAGGUGGGCUUUUUGAAUAUGUGAGCUGUCCAAAUUAUUUGGGGGAGAUAGUGGAGUGGUUGGGCUGGGCUUUGAUGACUGGGUCUUGGGCCGGGUUUGGGUUUUUUCUGUAUACUUUUGCUAAUUUAGCUCCUAGAGCUAGGUUUAAUCAUGAAUGGUAUUUGCAGAAAUUUGGAGAAGAUUAUCCUAGGAAAAGAAAAGCUGUUAUACCAUUUUUGUAUUGAGUUUUGAUUUUGAUUAUGCAAUGUAAUGG